GGCGGCGCGCGUAUUAUUACAAUAUAUAUGCAGUUACGCACUUGUAGCUUUAAGCCCGCUGCCGAUCCCGACGCUCACUUCUGUACAAGUCGCUUACCCGCAAUCACGGUCCGUCGCAGCAGUAUUUCGCCCGGAGUUCCCAUCACGAGUAAAUAAUUCAAAAAAAUACAAAAUGGAGUUCAAACAGUUCAAAGAAUUUUCAACAGACAUGAUCGAUUACGUGGGAAAUUAUUUAGAAAACAUUAGAGAUCGGAAAGUAUUGUCAUCGGUAAAACCUGGUUACUUAAGACCACUUUUACCAACUGAGGCGCCUAAUGAUCCCGAAAACUGGAAAGAUGUGAUGUCGGACGUCGAAAAACUGAUUAUGCCAGGGGUUACUCAUUGGCAUUCUCCAAGAUUUCACGCUUAUUUCCCCACUGCAAACAGCUACCCGGCCAUCGUUGCUGACAUACUGAGUGAUUCAAUUGCUUGCAUAGGAUUUUCAUGGAUAUCAAGCCCAGCGUGUACUGAAUUGGAAGUGGUCAUGAUGGAUUGGUUGGCUAAAAUGAUAGGCUUACCAGAAAUUUUCUUAGCCUCUGCUGGCCUGGGAGGAGGUGGAGUAAUUCAGGGCACGGCCAGCGAAGCCACUUUGGUAGCGUUGCUGGGCGCCAAGGCGCGGAUACUGCAGAUCAUGAAACAGUCGGAUCCGACGCUCGUAGACGUGGACGUCGUGCCCAAGCUGGUCGCGUACUCGUCCGAACUGUCCCAUUCGUCCGUGGAGCGCGCUGGCCUGCUGGGCGGCGUGUUGCUCCGCGCCCUGGACACGGACGGUGAGCAUAAACUUCGCGGCGACACGUUGCGUGACGCCAUCGCCAAGGACCGCGCGGACGGUCUGAUCCCGUUCUUCGUGGUGGCGACUCUGGGCACUACCAGCUGCUGUUCGUUUGAUCGCCUGGACGAGAUCGCCGAGGUGGGCAAUGCCGAGAACAUUUGGGUGCACGUGGACGCCGCGUACGCUGGAUCUUCAUUUGUUUGUCCGGAAUAUCGUCAUUAUAUGAAAGGAAUAGAAUUAGUCGAUUCAUUCAAUUUCAAUCCUCAUAAGUGGCUGCAAGUUACUUUUGAUUGUUCAGCAAUGUGGCUAAGAAAUCCAAAUUACGUGAUAAAUGCUUUCAACGUAGAUCCACUUUACUUGAAACACGAACUUGAAGGACAAAUGCCAGAUUAUAGACACUGGCAAAUACCGUUGGGCCGCCGUUUUCGUUCGUUAAAAAUGUGGUUCGUGUUCCGUCUAAUUGGUGUCGCAAACCUCCAAAAGUCCAUCAGAAAAGAUAUAAAUCUUGCACUUGAAUUUGCCAAACGAUUGGAAAAUGACCCUAACUAUGAACUUUUCAAUGAAGUCACUAUGGGAUUGGUGUGCUUCAGAAUUAAGGGAUCCAACGAAAUCAACGAAGCGUUAUUAAAAGAGAUAAACGAACGAGGCAAAGUGUAUAUGGUCCCAUCAAAAGUCAAAGGAACCUUUUUUUUGCGUAUGGCUAUUUGCUCGAGAUACACACAGAUUGAAGAUAUUGACGUGACAUGGAACGAAGUUAACGAAGCCGGUAAAACCGUUUUGAGUAAACAAUAGAAUUCGUCUAUUAAAAAUUAAGAUUAAAGUUAACAGCUAAAAUGAAUUCUGUUCCAUAUUAAACAUUGAACACGAAUGAUUAUUAAAAAUAGUACCGAAAAAUAUAAAAUAAAUAUCAUUAACACUAAUAAUACAAAAUUAAAUAAUUUUACUCUUACUAAGGAAAACAGGAUUUUAUCGCAAUAGAUACUUCAUUAACAAAAUAUUUUAAUCAAUAUUGUUAUUAUACUAUUUUUAAGGUCAUACUAUGACCUAUUACGCAUGUAUCUUAUUUUUCCUUAAAAUGUAAAAACACAUAACUAUUAUUGUGUUAGAAAAUACAAAUUUAAAUUAGGUACCUAUUAUUUAUUUAUUAUAAACAAUAUUAGAUAUUGGUAAAUAUUAUAUUAUCUCAAAAAUAUACUGUAAACUUUUUAGAUUAAUCUAUCCGUUUUACUUUUUAAGCAAUUUCAUACACUAAGAUUGUUAAAUUUAUAUUAUUAUUUAUUUAUUUUAGAGUUAUACGUCAGAUCAAAAAUAUACUAUUGUUACUAAUUAUUAUUAUUAUACCACAUUUAUAAAUUUAGAACGGAAAUAGCUUAAAAAGCAUCCGUACUUAGGCCAUAUAAAUUAUAAUAUGACAGUACAAAAUACUUGUAUUGCUUAUAUACCUAUGUUAAGCGCGUUUGUAAACACUAUAAGUGUUAUAACUUAUGAUAACUAGCUAAUGUUAAUGCUUUAUACUGUAAUUGAAUUAUAUUUUAAGUUUAAUAAUUGCAAUAUAUAUAAAUAUUAGGUAUCCAUUAGAUUAAAUAAUAUAGCAGGUAUAUGUCAUAUGUAUAUGCCUAUAGUUAAAAAUAAUCAAUUAUGUUAUAAUACACAUACACAUAUACAUAUAUAUAUAUAAAUGUAUAUUUAAAUAAUUAAUUAUUUACGAACAUUUUUGUAGUACCUUAUAAGGUAUCGUUAAAAUAUUACGAAAUUUAAUUUAUCAUUAUAAUUAUAUUUAAAGAGCGAAAAAAAUGCACCUACUUCAUUUACUUGGUUAAAAAUCGAUAAUAAUUAAAGAACCUAUUAAUAUUAAGUUUAGGAGAAAAGCUAUACAUUAUUGGCAAUUUAAGUCUAAAGAAAGGUACCAACAACAAAUAUUAGGUACAUAAAAAUAAAUUAUCUCCAAUGACCGUAAAAAAUUAGCUCAUUCCUAUAACAGUGAAUUUAAAAUACAUUUUAAAUUGAUUUUUGUAUGCAAGUAAGGUUUAACAAACAGAUAAAAUUAGUCAUCCUAUCAAAUGAUACACUUUCUCUAGAUACGUAAACGUAAAAUCGAAUAUAACUAUAUAGGUAGGUACAAACAAUUUUUUAUACGUCAAUAGAUCUGGAAAAAAAGUCGUUACUCAUACAAUGUACCUAAUAAAAACCCUAAUAUUGAAGUAUCUUCGUACCACCGAUCUAUAUUAGAAAAGCCAGGUAGCCAAAUGGGUUUCACUUGUCAAGUAUUGGUCGAUUUGGCAAAUUUGCAUAUGUUGUGCAUUAUUGCAAACUGUGCACGCCAGUAUGCCACUUUCAAAUAAUACAUUAAUUAAUUAAUUCUAAGACCACGACAUUAAUACAUUAUACAUAAAGCACCGGUCGUACAGACGACGGGAGAUUAGUAGACCGAAUGUACGCCUCCCGACGUCAAACACACCAGUGCAGUGUUCAUUAUCGAUGACCAGCAUAAGUACUUAUAUCAAGAUGUUGAAUUGUUGACCGACUUGUUAUACUUACGUGGAAAGCUCAUGUAUUAUGCAACGAAUAUUUACCGAAGGCCCAAGAUAAUUUUGUUGGUUGUUGGUGCCUAUAUAAAUAUAACUAGGUAUUAACUUUAAGUCCACAAAGAAUAAUAACAAAAUGCAGCAUGGCGCAUUUUACAUACAAAAACAUAGGUACUUGGAUGAGUGGCGAGAACAUUUGCAUUAAAUUUCUAAACAUUAACUAUCAAAUUUUAAGUUUUUUUAAGUUUAUAUACUGCAAAAUCCUUAUUUUGUAAGUUUUUGUGAUAAUAAUAUAUGCAUACAUGUAUUAUUUUUAAUA
Molecule: messenger RNA, 3655 nt
Organism: Rhopalosiphum padi (bird cherry-oat aphid)
Lineage: Eukaryota; Metazoa; Arthropoda; Insecta; Hemiptera; Aphididae
Product: aromatic-L-amino-acid decarboxylase
Exons: 10
Coding region: 173-1603 (476 amino acids)
Biological process (GO): serotonin biosynthetic process; amino acid metabolic process; catecholamine metabolic process
Molecular function (GO): pyridoxal phosphate binding; aromatic-L-amino-acid decarboxylase activity
Source: RefSeq, a predicted model, not a curated record